AUGGAGCCACGGCUACAGAGAGCAGGCAGCUGCGAGGCUCCUCCUGAGCCAGCCAUGCAGGUGCCAGCAGGCCCAGUGGCCGGGCCCCGGGGAAGCACCAGCCGCUGGUAUUUCUACCUCAGCAUCGCCAUGCUGGUGGGUCUCGUGGCUGUGACAACCAUCCUGGUCCUAAUGGUCCAGAAGACGGACCCCAUUUCCAGCCCAACUAACACAGUCCCCCUUAAAGGAGGAAAUUGUUCAGAAGAUCUCUUAUGUAUCCUAAAAAGGGCUCCAUUCAAGAAGUCCUGGGCCUACCUCCAAGUGUCAACAGAUCUCAACAGUACCAAGCUCUCUUGGAACAAAGACAGCAUCACCCAUGAAGUCAGGUACCAGGAUGGGAAUCUGGUGAUACAGAUUCCAGGUUGGUACUUCAUCAUCUGCCAACUGCAGUUUCUCGUGCAAUGCUCAGACCAUUCCGUAGACCUGAAGUUGGAGCUUCUGGUCAACACCAAGGUCAAAAAACAGGCUCUGGUGACAGUGUGUGAGUCUGAAACACAAACCAGAAACAUAUACCAGAAUCUCUCUCAAUUCUUGCUGGAUUAUUUUCAGGUCAACACCACCAUCUCAGUCACAGUGAAUAAGUUCCAAUAUGUGGAUACACAUACCUUUCCUCUUGAGAACGUGCUGUCCAUCUUCUUGUACAGUAGUUAG
Jaculus jaculus (lesser Egyptian jerboa) is the source of this 690-nucleotide messenger RNA. It is a transcript of the gene Tnfsf8, whose product is annotated as TNF superfamily member 8. Gene Ontology annotation, cellular component: membrane. NCBI's taxonomy places the organism in Eukaryota, Metazoa, Chordata, Mammalia, Rodentia, Dipodidae. The transcript has 4 exons. Gene Ontology annotation, molecular function: tumor necrosis factor receptor binding. The coding region runs from base 1 to 690 and encodes 229 amino acids. Gene Ontology annotation, biological process: CD8-positive, alpha-beta T cell differentiation; immune response. The record is from RefSeq and is a predicted model, not a curated record.